Molecule: messenger RNA, 4594 nt
Organism: Bactrocera latifrons
Lineage: Eukaryota; Metazoa; Arthropoda; Insecta; Diptera; Tephritidae
Product: mediator of RNA polymerase II transcription subunit 15-like
Exons: 2
Coding region: 635-4099 (1154 amino acids)
Cellular component (GO): cytosol; nascent polypeptide-associated complex
Source: RefSeq, a predicted model, not a curated record
GUUUCCAUGAAGAUAAAGCGUGCAUUUUUCUAAAGUUAGCAACAACUCAUCUACAAGAGAUGUAAAAUUCUCACAUUGCAAUUGCAUUAUACGCAACAAAAAGUCUUCUUCCACUUUUCCACUAUGAGCACAUUAAAACAUACUUUUGUUGUAUAUUUCUACCCACUCUAUCCUAUGUUGCGGUGCACUUUUUGUCAGUCGCUUCUGUUUUUCAGUCUCAAACAGACACAAUAUGUAAUAAGUCGCAUGGUUAAUGGCAAUAAUUGCUAAAAUGCUCCGUUCUUGGUGGGGUUUAUGUUUAUUUUUAAGCGCACAACGGUACGAUGUGUGCAUGUCUGCUAUGUGAUGUGAGAAUUUUUUAUAUCUUUUGCAAAGAAAUUUGCGAUAUUAAUAUACCUGCUACUCUGAGGCAGAUGUAUUGUUCGGCAACAAUUGCCGAACUGUGUGUAUAGGAAUGCAAAAUUCGAAAUGUUCGACCAUUUGCAUGCUUGGGCCUUGAGUUUGGCUGAAUAGUCGUCGAUACCACAGUCGUUGUUGCAGCCACGAGUUUUACAGCAGCAAAAUAAUAUUUUUGGUGUGAGGGCGUUUUCAGACUGUAUUAACUUGAUUCAAACGUAAAUUGCAUUCAUAUAAGAUGAAUGUGGAAAAAUUGAAGCGGCUGCAAUCGCAAGUGCGGAUAGGAGGCAAGGGCUCAGCCCGUCGUAAGAAGAAGGUUAUGCACCAGACUGCCACUACGGAUGAUAAAAAGUUGCAAAGUUCUUUAAAAAAGUUAUCCGUUAGUACCAUACCGGGAAUUGAAGAAGUGAAUAUAAUUAAAGACGAUCUAACCGUUAUUCACUUUAAUAAUCCAAAAGCGCAAGCAUCUCUCUCUGCAAAUACUUUCUCUGUUACCGGACAUGGAGAGACAAAGAAAAUUGUAGAAAUGUUGCCGGAGAUAUUGCCACAGCUGGGUCAAGAGACGGUGGUGCAGCUGCGCAUGUUCGCUAAUUCAAUGACGGGUACAAAGAAAGCGGCGGGAACUAUGGACGGUAGUGAUGCGACUGCAAGUACAAAUAUGCUUUAUAGCGUUGUAGAGGAAGAUGAUGUACCUAUGUUGGUGAGUGACUUCGAUGAGGUGGCUAAAAUAGAGGCAAUGAAAGUGGGAGAGCAAACUACUACUACUAACGAAAAACCGGCAAUUGAAAAAACCGAAACCAAAGGAGAAUCGGCUGCAGUGUUACCACUCUUAUCGGAAGCUAAGGAUAAUGAAAAGGGAAACAAUGUGCAACCGUUGGAAAGUUUAAAUUUAAAUGUAAUAUCAAACGAAAAGUUGGAAAUACAGAACGAAAAUGAAACUAAUAUUAAAAAACAGGAAAUAAAUCCAGAAAAAGAAAACUUAAAUAGAACUGAGAAGCUAAAUAUAAAAUCAACAAAUGAUAUAGGAAGAAAUAAAGGGACACAAAAGAAUGAACACAAAUCACAACAAAAACAGGAACUUUCCAGGCAAAAAUCUAAGCUUGAAAAUAAAAGUCAAAACUCCAUUAAAGUUAAUAAGAAACCUGAUGAAAUUUCUUCGAAAACUUCAACUUUAAAAUUAGACGGCAUUAGAAAAGUUGAUGAAUCUAGUAAAGUUGAUGUUACUGAUGUCAUCGAAUCGGAAAAGCCAGUACAAAUAACUGAAAGAUCAAAAAAUGUAAAGAAUAAUGGGGAUAACCAGCAAACAAAACAAUUACAGCAAUUGUCGGCGAAACCAGAACUACCAACUACAACAAAGGUGAAGGAAAAACAAAUGGGACCAGAAUUAAACUCUCAGCAAGAACAAAUAGGUCUUGAAGAAAACGAAGACAAAAAUAUCGAAAAACAAGGUGAAAGUCAACCAACCAAGUCGAUUUUAAAUCAGGCACAAAAACUUCCCCUGCAACAACAACAACAAAAGAAUGAAUCGCCAAUAAAACAAAAAAAUAAACAGCCUCAACAAAAACAACAAAAUCAAGAAAUCCAGAGAAAAACGGAUACUGAGAAAGGAUUGAAAAAGGCGGAACUUCUGCCAAAAUCAGGUAAGCAGGACGAAAAAAAAAUAUUAAAAUCAUCCAAAGAAAGGCCCGCUGACAAGAGUGAAAAACAAUCUGAAGGCACCAAAAAAAAUGUAAAAGAGGCUUCAGGUAAUCAAAAACAGUCAGACGCUCAAAUUAAAAGCUCACAAGAAGUGAAGACAGUUUUGGCAGAUGAUGGCAAAGAAUACAAAAAAGCUGAACCUCUUCCCGAAUCAAUUAAGCAGGACGAGAAUCAGCAACAACAAUCUGAUUCUGUAGCUAAUGAUAAUGAAGAGGUAGAUAAGCAAAAACCUGAAAGUCAACAAGUUGAAGAAACCUACAAAGAUAUAUUAUCUAUAGAACCCACUAUAGAAACCGGAAAGCCAGCCGAAACGGAUAUACAACCACCAGACUUAUCCAUCAAAACUGUUGCUUUACAAUCAUUAGAAUCUAGCGAGAAAAUGAUGCAGAUAGUAAAUGAAAUUGCUAAAGAUAUUCUAAUAGAAAAUUUGAACAACCUGUCAGAGGAAACUAUUAAAAAGGAGACGCUACCUGAACUUCCAUCUGACCAACAGGAAGGGGUAGAAAAAAAGAUUGAAUCCGUGCUAACUGAGGAGCUAGAAGCUACAAACACAUCUGUUAAAAAAACACAAGAGAAAGAGUUGAAUACGAAUAAUCAAAAGUCCCAAAGUCCAUUGCCUAAAACAAGCCUGGAAUUUCUUCAAUGUCUUGAUAGUAAGGUAGAGUCAUUAAACAAAGUUUCAGAUGUAAAGGGUGUUAUUAUUGUUACAGAAAAUUUACCUAGUGCUGAAAAAGAGAUCAUUGCAGACAGUCCAUCAUUCACAGAUAAAAUUCUUCCGAAAGUAGGCGAAAACAAUGAUACAAGUAUGACAGUAGUGGAACAGAUUCCUAAUGUGCAGAUACUUGAAUCGCAAAAUGUUGCUACGCCAGAGGGCGACACUUUAGGUGAACAAUUAGUGAAACAGCCUACAUUGGCUGAAAUAGUACAAUCACUGCCACCGGCAAUACCUUUACCCACAUCGCAAAUACCUGCCAAUAAUAAUAAGAUCGAUGAUGUGAAUAAUGAAAAAUUGAUUGCUAUAGAUUCGGCAAGCAAGCAGCCAUCAAUGGCCGAAAAACUACAAUCACAACCCCCCAUAACACUACCGGCUGCAGUCUUAUUCUCAUCAAACAAUACUAUAAAUGUGGAAGUGAAGGAUAUUCAGAAGUCAGAGAUAUUGAAUAAAGCAGAUGUAAAAGAACUACAGUUAGAUUCAAGCGCUACCGUCGAAGAGGAGAAAGUGUGCCAACCUCAAGACCAAGGAUCUAUUACCCCCGAACUAUCAACAUCAUCGACUGGCAAUGUAUCAGUUCAGCAUCAAAUUGUUGAUGAAAAACCUGUGCCCAUAUCAAUAAGCCCCAAACAAAAGGCGUUACCGCCAAAACAGACCACAAAUAUUAAGAACUCGAACGAAACGUCGAAACAACAGCCAAAGACACCUACAGCAGGCGAUGCUAAAUUAAAGUUAGUAACGAAGCCGCAACCGGGACAACUUAUUCAACAACAACAAACAUCAAAAGUCAAAUCAAAGUCAACGAAUAACAACAAAUCUACACCAACGACCCCAAUAACGCCAACAAUGCCAAACACACCGACAAAGUUGUCACCCGAAAAAGGAACAACAGACAAACAGCACCCAAUAAUUCCCGCUUCAAAGGCGACUCCUGAUUCAGCAGCAAAAAAGGCAAAUUCACCGCAAAAACAACAACAAACGGAUACAUCAGCAAAAUCCAAGACAACAUUGGGAGCAAAUACUAAAUCUGCACGACCUAAUACUGGAAAUACCGGGACAACACCUGGCACUACUAAGAAGGCAAACACACCGCCAGCAGCAAGUAAAACAAAUGCAAACUCUGGUGGAAAACAGCAAAAAAUGAAUGUGAAAGGUACGGUGUCCGGUACGCAAACAGUAGCUGAACAACCCCGAGCUUUGGUAGAAACGAAAUCAGUACCAACAACGCCACCAACCUUGUCACCAACAAUUGAAAAUACUGCUACAUCGAACAAACCAUCCCUUUCGAAAUAGUAAAACUUCUUCCCCAAUAUGAUGAGAAGUUUUAGCUGAAUUUAAUUAUGUUGCAUUGUUCUUACUUUCAUUCAUGCUUUUAUGAAUUACUCUCAAUGAAUAUUUUAACUUGCUAUUGCAUUUGCAUUUUGUGAAUUUUUAUUUUAUUCUUAAACAUUAUUUCAACAUAUUAUACUAACCUGCUAUCAUAAACGACUUUACAUCACAUACAUAUAAAAUAUUCAUACUAAUAUGUUCAUGAUAAAACAGUUUUCACCACUAACACCGUUUUAAAGUUAGCGUUUCUUAAAAUAAAAACAAGAAAAUGUUUCAGUAAAUAUACGAAGCAAGAAGGAAACAUAUAGUUUUCAAAUGGAUUCCUCAUCUAUUUGAUUUUUGGACAUCGAUUUAGAUUUAUGCUUGGUUGUUUAUACUUUGCUUAGUUUUAGGUGUUGUAAAGAACCAAAAUGUAAUUCUAAAUUAAUAACUGAAAAUAAAUUGUAUUACUGAAACUAA